This is a messenger RNA of Rhododendron vialii, 4404 nucleotides long. RefSeq names its product SNF2 domain-containing protein CLASSY 4-like. The record is from RefSeq and is a predicted model, not a curated record. Lineage: Eukaryota; Viridiplantae; Streptophyta; Magnoliopsida; Ericales; Ericaceae. The transcript is spliced from 4 exons. Bases 218 to 4108 code for a protein of 1296 amino acids. Gene Ontology annotation, biological process: gene silencing by siRNA-directed DNA methylation. Gene Ontology annotation, molecular function: ATP binding; ATP-dependent chromatin remodeler activity.
CAAUGCUUCUUCGCGCCUUGCAUUCUUAUUGCGUAAUCUCUCUCUCUCUCUCUCUCUCUCUCUCUCUCUCUCUCUUGCCGCCGCUUUCAAUCUCCUCCUUCCCGGAAAAUUCCCAGUCCGGUGACCUCUCUCUCCCUCUCUCUGUAGAUACACACACACACACACACACACGUAUAUACACACUUUUACAGACACAGAGCUCUCUAUCUCUCUACAGAUGGAUUACAGUAAAUUGACUCUGGCGAAGAGAACUCGGCUCCAAGAACAAGUAUUUUUCCAGCAGUACAACGAGGAGAAGAAGAAGAAGAAGGCCGCGGAGAAUCAGAAGGCCGCGGAGAAGCAGAAGGAGCCGGAGUCCUCGGCCGGCGAUCGAGGGAGCAGAUACGGAGAUUCCGGCGACGGGGCCGCGGCUGACGGCGGCGAUUCCAGGUACGUGGCUGAUUCAGGUCAAUUCCAAGCCAACGUUGGGAAUGUGGGUUUUCAGGAGGGUUCUGGUUCUGUUUUUCAUAAGGAACGGAUGGAAAAGAAUCAUGGGGUUUUGAUUGAUGAGGAGAGAGAGAAUCAGGGGAAUGUGGGUAGGGUUGAAUCGGAGAAAACGUGUGAGUCUAGGAAAAAGAUAAGAACUGAGAAGUUGAAGAGAAACAGUAAAGUGGUUGAAACGUUUGAUGAUGAUGAUGAUGAUGAUGAUGAUGUUGUAUUCUUGCGGGUGGAUUAUAGUAAGGCAAAGGUUGGAGUUGAACGAGGUGCGGCGGGUUCAAGUUGUGAUGGUGGUUCUAAGGGUUUGAAGGGGACGACGGGUGAGAGUACGGAAUCCAACGCCAGUGGUUCGGCGGAGUCGGUUUCUGGCCCGGGGGACUCGGAGGAGUCGGAGAGUGAGGAGGAAAGCGAGGGUUCCAGUGACCAGGAUUAUCUUGGUUCUGGUGAUGAUGAUUUGGAUGCUUCAAGUUCAUGUAGCGAUUUCGCGGAGGAGGAUGAUGAGCCAGGUGUUCGGAAUGGAAAGGGGAAGGAAAAAGCGGCUGGAAUGGGGAGAGAGGAGAGGGUUAAAGCCGGAUUGAAGAGGUGUCGGGGAAAAUCGCCGGAGGUUGUCUUUUUGCGGCAAUCGGGUGUGGAAGGAGAGGCAGAAGAUAGGGUUCGAUUCAAGAGGAGACAAGAGGAAUCGCCCGAAGUUGUUUUUCUAGGGCAAUCACGCGGAGAUGGAGGAGAAUUGAAUGGUGAUGAUGUGAGGAAGCGUGGGUUUGUUGAGGGGGAUGGAGAGGAGGAAUCAACGGAGAGCCGAGGAAGAGGUAGACCCCUCGGGAAAAAGAAUUAUAGUUUAGUUGAUGGGGAAAGAGAUGGGUCUGGUGGGUUUAAGAGAAAGAGAUAUUCUGGGUUGGAUAUUUUGGUCGGUUGUGACGAAGAACAAGAUGGGAAGGAAGAAGAGAGUGAAGGGCCAAAAAGUGUAGCGGAACGACUUCGUUUGCGGCCGCGACGUGGGAACAAAGAGGAGCUUGGGGGCGUUAGUUGCCCUUUUACUCUUACCGAUGAGGAUGAGGAUCUCGAAUCCUCCUCAUCUGGGGAGGAUGAGGACACAAACGAGAUCAGUGAUAGGAGUGAGAAAAGCAAAGGGAAGGUCGGGAGGCCGCCGGGUAAGGGAAGGCGCGAUCAUGGGGAUUCUACUGCUCCAAUGUCGGUCAACGUUGAUGAAGAUAUCUGCUGCAAAGAUGGCGAACCCGUGGGGAAAGCUCGUGAGAAAGCAAAAGAGAAGGUCGGGAGGCCUGCUAAGAGAAGGCCUUCAAUACCUGUGGCGAAGAUCCUUGCAGAUUCCAUUUUGCAGAAGGGUGAUGUGCUUGUGGAGGAGUUGGUUUCCUCAAAGGCUCCUGAUAUGGAACCAACACUACCACUCAAGUUCAGGUUUUUAGACGAGGAACUGAUUACUCCAGAGAAAUCGCCUUCGGAUACAGAAGCGGAUAAACUUUUUGCAGAGAUGGAUUUCGUUCUUGCAGCUUGUGCGAUUGGUGACUCAGAUUCUUCCAUGGUUGACAAUGAGGAUAAUUUUACUGAAGAGACUGAAAGUGAUCCAGCAACCUGUUGCCGUCAAGGGAAGCAUCAGCUUGUUCUUGAUGAACAAAUUGGCCUUAAAUGCAAAUUCUGCUCUUUUGUGAAGUUGGAGAUUAAGCACAUUUUGCCUUCUUUUAGUAAGCAUCCGCUGGGAAGGCCGGACAAGAAUUACUGGAACAGCAGUGACCAUUUCAAUUUCGACAAGCUGCAGUUCCAAGACUCUGCAUCUACAUGCAAUUCUAAAGGCCACAUUUGUGCUGAAGGCACAGUGUGGGACACAAUUCCUGGGACUAAAACGAGUAUGUAUGCACAUCAGCGGGAAGGUUUAGAGUUCAUUUGGAAGAAUAUAGGCGGGAGCAUUUACCUUGAAGAAUUGAAGAACAGUGCAUGUGAUGGUGGAAGCGGAUGCAUCAUCUCCCAUGCCCCGGGCACAGGUAAAACCCGUCUUGCCAUAGUUUUUCUCCAGACAUUCAUGAAAUUAUAUCCAGAAUGCCGGCCUGUAAUUGUCGCUCCAAGAAGCAUGCUUCUCACAUGGGAAGAAGAGUUCAAGAAGUGGAAGGUUGGGAUUCCCUUCCACAAUCUGAAUCAACCGGAGUUUUCUGGGCGGGAAAAUGAAGCAGCCUUAAAUCUGCUAAAUAAAGCCGGACGCCAAGGAAAAAAUAUGAAUUCAGUUCGUCUGGUGAAAUUGUAUUCAUGGAGAAAGGGUCAGAGUGUCCUGGGGAUUAGCUAUAGGCUAUUUGAGAAGCUUGCUGAAGAUGGAAUUGUUUCCACAAAUGACGAAGGAGGUAGUAAAACGAAAAGAAAAUUUAAACGAUAUGCCGAAGCUGAGAUGGUUAGGAAAAUGCUUCUCGAACUUCCAGGGCUUUUGGUACUUGACGAGGGCCACACUCCUCGCAAUGACCAAAGCUUAAUGUGGCGAGCCCUUUCGGGAGUGGAAACCCAAAGGCGAAUCCUCUUAUCUGGGACUCCAUUUCAGAAUAACUUCGAUGAACUCUUUAACACGCUCUGUCUAGUUAGACCGAAGUUUUGUGACAGAAUUGUCACCGGAAUUAAGGGAGAUUCCCGAAGGAAUAGAGGGAGGGAGGGGAGGAAAGGUAGAGGGAAAUGGGCUUCUCUGACCAAAUCAAUUGGAAAGGAUGCGGGUGAUAAACUCAACGAACUCAGAGCCCUGAUUGACCCUUUUGUGCAUGUGCAUAAAGGUAUGAUACUUAAGGAGAAUCUGCCAGGGUUGAGGGAUGCUAUGGUCUUCUUAAAUCCAACUGAGUUUCAGAAAACUCUAAUUGGAGUUAUUCAAGGUCGGCCCAACGUAUUCAAUCGGGACCACCUAGCAUCUUUGAUUUCUGUCCACCCUUCCCUCUUGCUAGGACAUGCCUUAUCUGAUGAAGAAGGGCUCUCCAUUGAUACAAACGAGCUAGAAACGCUUCGGUUUGAUUCUAAAGCCGGUGUGAAGACCAAUUUUCUAAUGGAACUAAUCCGCCUUAGUAUGGCGGUGAAAGAAAAGGUUUUGGUCUUCAGCCAGUUCAUUGAACCACUGACUAUCAUCAGAGAGCAGUUGAAAUCGAGUUUUGGUUGGACAGAAGGAAAAGAUUUGUUGUAUAUGGACGGGAAGAUUGAGGCAAGACAUCGCCAGUCGUCGAUUUCUUUGCUGAAUGAUCCGGAUAGUCAGGUUCAGGUACUUCUGGCAUCAAUAAGGGCUUGCUCUGAAGGCAUAAGUCUGGUUGGGGCAUCAAGAGUAGUCUUGCUUGAUGUUUUAUGGAACCCCUCGGUGGAAAGGCAAGCCAUAAGCCGUGCAUACAGGAUAGGGCAGAAGAAAGUGGUGUAUAUCUACCGUUUGAUCACGUCAGGAACAAUGGAGGGUGAGAAGUGUGCAAGGCAGGCCGAGAAGGACAGGUUAUCUGAGUUGGUAUUCUCUUCUGCGGAUGGAAAACUUCAUAGGAAGGAAACCAUCUCACGUGCAGUCAAUGAUGAUAAGAUACUGGAAGAGAUGGUUCAGCAUGAGAAGAUCAGCUAUAUGUUUGAGAAAAUACUCAACCAACCGGAAGAAUCCAAUUUGAUCCACACUUGUGGUUAGUUUCUGAGAAAUAUCCCAGCAUUCUGUUUCGGGGUUAUUGAUAAUCUGCAUAGGUGGUGUUUUGAAGCCUGAAAUUUAUGGCACUGAUGCAGAAAUCGGUGCGGUUUACAACGGUUGAGCAUUUCUUACAUCUCUCUAUCGCAAAUGGGUGAUUCUUUGUAAGAAUUUUUUGAUGAUAUCUUGUGAAUAACACUAUGAUUUAUAGAUUUUACAAGGAUUUGGAGCAUGUUCAUAGAUGAAGUUUUUCUGGGAAUAUUGAAACUUCUAAUAUGAAAACAUCAUUCUUUGCUUGUCAA